Ixodes scapularis (black-legged tick) is the source of this 1265-nucleotide messenger RNA. Its product is annotated as D-amino-acid oxidase. The record is from RefSeq and is a predicted model, not a curated record. Gene Ontology annotation, molecular function: FAD binding; D-amino-acid oxidase activity. NCBI's taxonomy places the organism in Eukaryota, Metazoa, Arthropoda, Arachnida, Ixodida, Ixodidae. The transcript has 10 exons. The coding region runs from base 1 to 1014 and encodes 337 amino acids.
AUGGGCCCCAGGGUCGCCGUUAUCGGGGCUGGAAUCAUUGGCAUGACCACGGCCCUGAGAGCUUCGGAAAUGUGUCCCGAUGCCAGCAUCGACGUUAUCGCCGAAAAAUUCACCCCACAUACAACAGGUGACGUCGCGGCAGGCCUCUUCAAACCUUACAUAAUCAAGGGCGUUCCAGAGGAAAAAAUGAGGCAGUGGUGUUUAGACAGCUUUGCCUUCUACAGCAAUCUACUAAAACGUGAAGAUUCUGGUAGGCUUGGGCUAUCACUUAUGCCUGCAUACCUCCUAAGUAAACAUUCGACGCCAAGACCGCUGCACGCUGAUGCAUUUUUGCACUACAGAGACGUGACAGAUAAAGAAUUGAAGAAUUUUCCGAGCAACUACAAGUUCGGAAGCUACAUUAUCUCAAUGACAAUUGAAUGCAAGAAACUUCUGCCACACCUUAUGAAAUGGUUCUUGAAGAGGGGAGGUCGUUUCAUAGAGAAGAAAGUAAAGAAUCUCGAGGAGCUUUUCCAAACAUAUGACGUCAUUUUUAAUUGUACGGGAGUCGGAGCAUUGUUCCUCACCCCUGAUGUUGAAUUACAGCCCGUUCGGGGACAUCUAAUUAGGGUGCGCGCACCAUGGAUCAAGUACGCUAUCAUGGGUGAUGACGACGUCUAUAUCAUUCCUAACAUCGAUGAAGUGGUGCUCGGAACAACUGCAGAGGUUGGAAACUUCAGUUUGAUUCCAAACGAAGAAACUCACAAGAAGAUAUGGGAGCGCUGCGUCAACGUCUUGCCAAGCUUAAAGACAGCUGAAAUAAUCACCGAUACCGUGGGGCUACGACCUGGAAGAACCUCUGUACGGAUCGAGAGAGAAGACCGUAUCGUCGAAGAAACAGGAAAAACGGUGACGAUUAUCCACAACUACGGACACGGCGGGUCGGGCGUGACUCUUUCUUGGGGCUGCGCUUGCGACGCCGUGAAGAUCCUUGAAGACGUCCUUUGCGAAAGCCGUCGCACCGGUGGAGUAUGACCAGGCGUACUCCUGAUAUCCCGGCAUCUUUAUUGUAAUCACCAGUGAAAAGGCAUGUCUCACUGUUCAGUAAAUGUUCUAGGAGCCGCCUUGUAGGCAUCCAGGCAGUGUAGUUCAUGGUUGUAUGCUUAAUGGUAAAGCUUGCGACGGUUCACUAAAUAAAAUGCACCAAGUACCCCAAAAUGUUGACCUCUGGUACCUCUGUGAAAAACGCAGAUAAUAAACUCCUAACAUUCGGAACGUCCUAUAUA